AUGUUCCCCUUCCAGGUCCUCAACCUGUUCUUCAUCGCCUCCAAGGUGGAGGAGGAGGAGGAGGAGGAGAAGGAGCGCAAGUACGAUGUGUCCGUUUACAAACGGGGGGACCUCCUGGAGGUGCCUCGCACCCUGUUCACGCACUUCGGCAUCUACCUCGGGGACAACAAGGUGGCGCACCUGAUCCCCGACAUCCUGCCCGUCUUCUCCUCCGAUGAGAAGGCCGUCAGGAGCAUGGUGACCAACAACAGGCUCAUCCUUGGCGUCAUCACCAAGGUGGCCAGCGUCCGCGUGGACUCUGUGGAGGAUUUCGCCUACGGGGCGCAGAUUCUGGUCAACCACAUGGAUAAAGUGUGCAGCCGGCCUCCGUUCAGUGGCGAUGAGGUGGCGCGGCGGGCGGAGAAGCUGCUGGGGUCCGUAAGCUACAGCCUGCUGUGGUACAACUGCGAGCACUAUGUCAUGUACUGCAGAUACGGCACCGCCAUCAGCUUCCAGACCUAUCAGUUCUGCAAAACAGUGCGAAAGAUUUUCUGCAGCAAGAAGUGCGCGGCGUUCACUGCUCUCCUAGGGCUGGGUGUCAUGCUGUACCUGGAGACCAUGUCUGUGUUCACAGCGCUGGCCACCCUGUUUGUUUCUUUCACCAUCUGGAUGGCGUCGUAA
Messenger RNA from Scleropages formosus (Asian bonytongue), 660 nucleotides. RefSeq names its product lecithin retinol acyltransferase. Lineage: Eukaryota; Metazoa; Chordata; Actinopteri; Osteoglossiformes; Osteoglossidae. Gene Ontology annotation, molecular function: phosphatidylcholine-retinol O-acyltransferase activity. Gene Ontology annotation, biological process: retinol metabolic process; vitamin A metabolic process. The transcript has 2 exons. The record is from RefSeq and is a predicted model, not a curated record. Gene Ontology annotation, cellular component: rough endoplasmic reticulum. Bases 1 to 660 code for a protein of 219 amino acids.